Messenger RNA from Acanthosepion pharaonis, 693 nucleotides. The record is from the annotation of a GenBank genome assembly. Lineage: Eukaryota; Metazoa; Mollusca; Cephalopoda; Sepiida; Sepiidae.
AUGCUCUCUCUCUCUCUCUCUCUCUCUCUCUCUCUCUCUCUCUCUCUCUCUCUCCCUCCCCUAACUAUCUCUCACUGUAACUAUACUAUUCAUUAUCUAUUCAUCUAUCUAUCUAUCUAUCUAUCUAUCUAUCUAUCUAUCUAUCUUUGCCUUUUCAUAUCUAUGUAUGUCAGUCUUUUCAUAUCUAUCUAUCUAUCUAUCUAUCUAUCUAUCUAUCUAUCUAUCUAUCUAUCUAUCUAUCUAUCUAUGUCAGACUGUUCAUUAUCUAUCUAUCUAUCUAUCUAUCUAUCUAUCUAUCUAUCUAUCUAUCUCAGGCUGUUCAUUAUCUAUCUAUCUAUCUAUCGUUGCCUUUUCAUAUCUAUGUAUGUCAGUCUUUUUAUGUCUAUCUAUCUAUCUAUCUAUGUCAUCUAUCUAUCCAUCUAUCAUCUAUCUAUUCAUUCAUUCAUCUAUCUAUCUAUCUAUCUAUCUAUAUUUGCCUUUUCAUAUCUAUGUAUGUCAGUUUUUUUUGUAUCUAUCUCAUCUAUCUAUUCAUUCAUCUAUCUAUCUAUCUAUCUAUCUAUCUAUCUAUCUCAGGCUGUUCAUUAUGUAUCUAUCUAUCUGUCUCACACACACAUACACAUACGCACACAAACAAUCAAAUAUUUUCCUUUUCUGGGCUAUAUGCGUUUUAACUCGAUUAUGAAAUACUGUUGA